GGGAUUACCGUUUUAUCCACAAACGUUGCCUUACUGAUCACGAUGAAUCAUUUUAAUUGCUUGUUGCCCAAAGAACGAUCAUCCGAAACUACGUCGUUCUUUGGCAGGGUACUUCCGUAAACUGACGUGAGGGGGUCGUUUUCUGACCUUUUUCCUUUUCAAUUUUUUUUUCUUCGUCCUCCGAGGCCAUUCAUUCGCUGUUUAUCACGGAGUGGGUUUGUGCUUGUGUAUGUAAUGUGUGUGUGUGUGUGUGUUUUUUUUAAUAAGUUCUUUCGUGAAUUUUUAGGCUCAUCUUUAAAACUAAACUAAACGAGAAAGUCUUUCUAUUUCAAACAUCGGAAAAACGAAGAAAAUAUUUGUUUUUCCCAGAAAUGGUCUGAAUAUGAAGCUUCAAACCCUACAGAUGAUCAAGACUCCGCCACCACCACGACCACCAUCGCUUCAGCUGGCCAUACCGGGCAACAUGGCCUACCAUCGGAGAAUAUGGCACUAUGGCGGAGUAUUUAAAUUAAUGGUGGCUUUUCUAUUUUGCCUUGGUAUUGUGGCUACGUGUGAACCAUGUUCGGUGUCUGGGGUGCAGCAUCAAGUGGAAAAUGAAGCAUGUAGGUUGUGCAGAGAUGGUGGUGAGUCAGAUUAUCAAGGUGUAUUUACUGGUGAUGUUGGUUCAGGGUUUGCAUUAGAUAAGCUAGAGCCCCAUGCAAGUCUUGAUUAUGUAUGUGGGAAUUCAAAUUUGUUCUGCUUUUGGUCAACAUUGCCUGGAUUAUCACGCCCAGGGCAUGUUGUUCAAUCUACAUCAGCUGAAGUUUCUGGGGUUCAAUCGGAUGUUAAAUUACAUGAAAUGCCAAAUCAUGCGAGGACUAAUAUUAGUUGGUCAUCAAGUUGUGGUAUUAUUAAGUUCUCUAGUGGUAGGACUAUUUCUUGCUCUCUGAACCAGCAAUAUGGUUGUAAGGAACUGCCCAGUCGUCCUCUAGAUAGUAGUGAGGGAAACGAUGUUUUGUCCUGUAGAGGAUCGUUUCUUGACCAUAAAAGUCAGUUUUUUGACUCAAAAGAGGAUGCAAGGAUGAGUGACAGUUCUUCACCCCACGUAGAAAUAAGCCCUCCCCUUUUGGACUGGGGAGAAAGGAACUUAUAUUUCCCCUCUUUAGCAUUUUUAACAGUCACAAAUGCACACAGUGACAAUAUUUUGACCAUUUAUGAACCUUAUAGUACCAACUCUCAGUUUUAUCCGUGCAAUUUUAGUGUUGGUUACGUCUAUGGACGAAAUUGCUGCAACAACCUGCUGCAAUUUUCAGUUAGCCCAAAAGUGAUCGUGCGAUGGGAAAGGAGAAUGAACUAA
Molecule: messenger RNA, 1336 nt
Organism: Coffea arabica (coffee)
Lineage: Eukaryota; Viridiplantae; Streptophyta; Magnoliopsida; Gentianales; Rubiaceae
Source: RefSeq, a predicted model, not a curated record